AUGAAAGCUGAGGAAGAAGAUGAUGAAGAUAUGGCAGAUGACCUUGUCCCAGAGGAUGAUGAGAGCGAUGAUAACAAGCCGACAUCUCGUUUGACAAAAAGAUCCACCCUAUCUAUGCCCACCGGAACAACUCCAGCAAAAAGAUCAACAUCUAUGACACCUCUAGCUGAAAGAUUGCAGGGAAUAUCAGUUAAUACAAAGCCAUCUUUAAGUGCUAUGUCGAAAGCAAAUAUAUUUAACAAUAAAGCAGCUACUACCAAAAUGGAGAAAAGACAAGAGCGAUCACAGAAAUUCAAAGAAAAGAAUGAUGAGCGUUAUCAUUGGCUCCAGAAUGUCAAGGAUUUACAAGGAAAUCCUGAGGGCUCCCCAAAUUACGAUCCUAGAACAUUAUUUAUUCCAAACUCUGCCUGGAAUAAAUUCACACCAUUUGAAAAACAAUAUUGGGAAGUUAAGCACAAACAUUGGGAUACAGUUGUGUUUUUUAAAAAAGGCAAAUUCUAUGAACUAUAUGAAAAGGAUGCAGAUAUUGGACAUAAGGAGUUUGAUCUCAAGUUGACGGAUAGAGUCAAUAUGCGUAUGGUUGGUGUACCUGAAAUGUCAUUUGAUUAUUGGACUGCACAGUUCAUUGCAAAAGGAUAUAAAGUUGCUAGAGUGGACCAAAUGGAAACAGCCAUUGGCAAAUCAAUGCGUGAAAAGGCUGAUACAAAGACAAGCAAAGCAGACAAAGUCAUUCGUAGAGAAUUAACCUCUAUUUUGACAGCUGGUACUUUGGUUGAUUCAGGACUAUUAACGAAUGAGUUGGGUACAUACUGUAUGUCUAUCAAAGAAGUAUGCGGUGAUGAGUCCUCCGCACCGAGCUUUGGUAUCUGUUUCGUUGAUACAGCCACGGCCGAAUUCAACUUGGUUCAUUUUGAAGACGACCUUCACCGCACUAAAUUUGAAACACUUAUAAUGCAACUUAAACCGAGAGAGCUUGUGACAGAAAAGGGCCGCUUAUCUAGAACUUCCACCAAAUUACUCAAGUCUAUACUAAAUGAGCCCCUCUGGAAUAUGUUAUUGCCAGAAACUGAGUUUUGGGAUGCCAGAACAGCGAAAGACGAGAUUGAAAUACAUGAAUAUUUUGUUGGAGAUCGGAAAACCGAGUUCAAUAUUGCCAUGAAAGAAGCUGAAGCAGACCCUUUACUCAUGUCAGCCUUCGGCGCUCUGAUUUGGUAUCUAAGAUCUUUGAAGCUUGAUAAAGAAUUACUUUCCGCCAAGAACAUUCAUUUGUAUGAUCCUAUUCGCAACGCUACUUCAUUAGUGCUUGAUGGCCAAACUUUAGCCAAUUUGGAAAUCUUCCAAAACUCGCACGACGGGACUACAGAAGGCACUGUUUAUAAACUCCUGUCCCACAGCAUCACACCUUUCGGUAAACGUUUAUUCAAGCAAUGGUUAUGUCACCCUCUACGUAAGAUUGAGGAAAUUAACGCUCGAUUGGAUGCCGUGGAGGACUUUAUGCGCUUGAUUGAAUUGCAGCAAUCCUUGGCUAAACAGUUGGCCUUUUUACCAGAUCUGGAAAGAUUGAUAUCACGUAUUCAUUCAGGGAGAAUCAAGGUGAAGGAAUUCUUGAACACCCUUCAAGGCUUCGAAAAACUAAGCAAUAUCAUGAAUGAGAUAAAGGAAAGUCGAAUGGAUAUUCACUCUAGCUUAUUAGGCGAAUGGAUAGAUAAGUUUCCCCGCAUUGAUGAUGAAUUACAAAAUAUUCUUGACUCGUUUAUUACCGCUGACGUCGAAGUCGAUUACCAGAAAACAAGGACAAUUAUACCCCGCAGUGGUCAUAACGAGAGAUGGGAUGAAUUGAAUGAACAGAUUGUAGAGAAGGAGAAUGAAUUUCAAGAUCAUUUGAAAGCUGUGAAGAAGCAACUCAAGUGCUCUUCUGUCACUUUCAAGGAUAUCGGUAAAGACAUAUAUCAAAUGGAGGUGCCUAAGAAUGUAAAGGUUCCCGACAAUUGGAUUCAACUUUCAAGUACUAGUAAAGUGUCGCGUUACUGGGAUCAAACGAUCAAGACCAUGGUCACAGAAUACAAAGAGUUGUUGGAGACAAAGAAUGCAUUCGUUAAAGAAUUCGCUUUAGAAGUGUAUUCAGCAUUCGAUAAGAAUUACAAUAUAUGGUUGCAAGCGGUACAGAUUAUCGCGAAUGUUGAUGCGUUGUUUGGUUUGGCAAAAAGCUCUGCUAAUAUGGGAGAACCUUGCUGCCGACCUGAAUUCGUCGAUCAAGAAAGAAGUGUAAUCGAAUUUGAGGAAUUAAGACAUCCUUGUGUCGUGCCUGGCAUCGCGACUGAUUUUAUACCGAAUGACGUUGGAUUAGGCAACGAUAAAGCAAGUAUCAUUGUUCUUACCGGCCCUAACAUGGGUGGUAAAUCAACAUUGCUCAGACAGACUUGUGUCGCCAUCAUACUUGCACAAUUGGGAGGUUAUGUACCUGCCAGAUCAUGUCGCAUGACACCAUGCGAUAGAAUAUAUACCCGUAUUGGCGCCAACGACAAUAUUAUGGGUGGCCAGUCCACAUUUAUGGUCGAAUUGGCUGAAACAUCUAAAAUCUUGAAGGAAGCGACGCCACGCUCUAUGGUCAUUUUGGACGAACUUGGACGAGGCACUUCAACUUUUGAUGGUUAUUCCAUUGCCUACUCUGUCUUACAUUAUUUGUCGACACAUAUUGGAUGCCUUGGUAUGUUCGCUACUCACUAUCAAACGUUGUGUAAAGAAUUCGAGCGUAACCCUGAAAUCAACAAUAUGCAUAUGUAA
Mycotypha africana is the source of this 2784-nucleotide messenger RNA. RefSeq names its product muts domain V-domain-containing protein. The transcript has 6 exons. Gene Ontology annotation, cellular component: MutSalpha complex; nucleus. Gene Ontology annotation, biological process: mismatch repair. Gene Ontology annotation, molecular function: ATP binding; mismatched DNA binding; ATP-dependent DNA damage sensor activity. Bases 1 to 2784 code for a protein of 927 amino acids. The record is from RefSeq and is a predicted model, not a curated record. Lineage: Eukaryota; Fungi; Mucoromycota; Mucoromycetes; Mucorales; Mycotyphaceae.